CUACAUGUUUGACCUCAUGCAGUUUCACUUUUCUUGUUACGGAUAUAAUAGAAUGGAAUAUACCAGGCAGAUUUAGCGGGCUCCUGUUGAAAAUGUCAUCAUCAUCAUCCUACGCCGCUGCUUUAUCCGCCCUUGUUACUGCCAACUUGCCUGCUCAACAUUUACAACUAAGUGCUCAUUGUGCCCCUGAGCCCUCCGCCUCACAUGGGAGUGCCUCAUCUAGCACAGCUUCUUCCCAGUCUCCUCCAGUCGAAGCACAUCCAUCCCCGCCUGAGUCGGUGGGAUCAUACAACGAGCAGGAGAACCCGGCAGAUUAUGGGAUAGGAGGUUAUUAUCCUGUUGAAAUUGGAGAGAUUUUUGAGGAUCGAUACCAGGUGGUCAAAAAGUUGGGAUGGGGUCACUUUUCGACUGUGUGGCUCUGCUGGGAUAUGGUGACAAGGCAUUUUGUUGCACUGAAGGUGGUGAAAAGUGCUCUGAUGUUUACAGAGACAGCGUUGGAUGAGAUCAAACUUCUGAAAUGUGUGAGGGACAGUGACCCUAGAGACCCCAAACGUGAGAGUAUUGUUCAACUAAUUGAUGACUUCAGGAUCUCUGGAGUACAUGGAGAACAUGUGUGCAUGGUAUUGGAAGUUCUGGGCCAUCAGCUCUUGAGAUGGAUCAUCAAAUCCAACUACACUGGUCUUCCAAUCCCUUGUGUCAAAAGCAUUAUCAGACAGGUUCUGCAGGGUUUGGAGUAUUUGCACACUAAGUGCAAGAUCAUACACACAGACAUCAAGCCAGAAAACAUUCUCCUACGGGUGGAUGAAGUGUAUGUUCAGAAACUGGCAGCUAACACCAAACUGUGGCAACUGCCUGAUUCCAUUGCGUUCACCAGCCAACCAAAAAGUUCAACAGCCAAACAAAAAAAGAGUUUGUCCAACUUAAUGGGAAGAUUGACAGGGGUUUUUCACAACAUCGGGAAUUGGUCUAGCAAAGCUUCAAGGUCAAAUCUAAAACGACUGAUAUGGACGGAGAGGAAGCAACGAGCCAAGGACAAUGCCUCUGACCAUGGCCAAAAGCAACGUCGUGAUGGCAUUUCCGAUGUUACAACUCCGUCUCGUGGAUUUACCGCUACUUGUCAAUCAUUGCUCCCGGCUUCUGACCUCACAUUAAGGAGACGGACCUUGCUGUUGUCCGACGGGCAGAACUCACCUAUGCUCAGUUCCAGAGACAUCAGCUCAUCAUUGCCAGACAUUACAAAAAAUGUUCGCAUUUCUGCUCCAGAUUUCUCCAGAUGUCAAUUUUUACAUCAGACGUCUGACAAGCAAACCUCCCCUAAUGGAAUCAGUGACUAUGACGGUCCUCUUGACCUUCUGUUGCCGCAAAAUGCUGACAAGCUGUUUAUUAAGAUUGCUGAUCUGGGCAAUGCUUGCUGGUUGCACAAACACUUUACUGAGGACAUCCAGACAUGUCAAUACCGCUCAGUGGAGGUCCUAAUUGGUGCUGACUACAGCACCCCGGCCGACAUCUGGAGCACUGCCUGCAUGGCUUUUGAGCUGGCAACAGGGGACUAUUUGUUUGACCCACAGUCAGGGGCCACAUUCUCCCGUGAAGAAGACCAUAUUGCACAUAUUAUCGAACUGCUGGGACCGCUUCCAUCACAGUUUGCCCUCUCAGGGAAAAAAUCGAAAAGAUUCUUCAACCAUAAAGGACAACUGAGGCGUAUCUCGAGGCUGAAGCCGUGGAGCUUGUUAGAAAUUUUGCUGGAUAAAUAUGAGUGGCCGCAGGACGAAGCGACCCAGUUCAGCUCGUUCCUCCUGACCAUGUUGCAUCUUCAGCCGGGAAAAAGGGCCACAGCGGCUCAAUGUCUGAAACACCCGUGGAUCUCAUCUUGAUUCUAUACUCUGGUCCACAGGAGGCUGUAUUAUGAGUCUGGUGCUGGCAUCACCGGCAAAACUUUGUGCCUGUUUAUCCCUCUGGUUGAUUGCUUAUUCGUGACAUCGCCAUUCAAGUCAGGUGAAACAACCGACUAAAGCUUGUUUUCUCUUAUUUAAACCCGCUUUAUAUGGGCCAUUCUAAAAUUGGAGGACAUUUUUCAUCCCACCAAUCAAAUUUUAAAUAAUCCAAUCACAUUUGAAAUAAUCCACAGGCAACAUACUAAAACAGGCCAUUUCUGAGUAAAUGCACUUGUUCUGAGACCAAAUAUAAAAUGAAUAAAUGAAAAUAAGAAAAAAUAAUGCUUGAAAAUAUUGAAAAUAAAUAUCAAAUAAAUCUAGAGUGACCCUUAAUAUGUAAUUAAUGGAACAUGUCUCCCACAACAUUCAAGCAACCCUGUUACCCUGACCUUUUUAGUAUGUUACAUGUUGUUUUAGUAUGUUCUAUUUUUAUUAUUCUAUUUCUAUACUUUUUACAUCAGUUUGUCCCUUGGGUCAGUAGUAACUUCUAAGAAAAAGCUAACAUUAGUAGUGAUUAGCAACAGGUGGUGCAUUUUCACAACAGUAAAUUGGAGGACACUUUGUGGCAUGGUAUGUUCAUAAACUAUUUUACGGUCUAUACAAUAUUUACAAAAGAGUCCAAACUCCAGCACCAUAAACUACUGAUGUGUUAAGCGCUAAUUGCUAGUAGCCUAUGCUAACACACAGGGGGAAAAAAACAACAACAAUCAAAUUAAACUCACUAAUUCCCACUAGUUAGCAGUCACAUUG
This is a messenger RNA of Corythoichthys intestinalis (scribbled pipefish), 2684 nucleotides long. Its product is annotated as SRSF protein kinase 2-like. Gene Ontology annotation, biological process: regulation of mRNA processing; peptidyl-serine phosphorylation; spliceosomal complex assembly. NCBI's taxonomy places the organism in Eukaryota, Metazoa, Chordata, Actinopteri, Syngnathiformes, Syngnathidae. The transcript is spliced from 15 exons. The coding region runs from base 93 to 1874 and encodes 593 amino acids. The record is from RefSeq and is a predicted model, not a curated record. Gene Ontology annotation, molecular function: ATP binding; protein serine/threonine kinase activity. Gene Ontology annotation, cellular component: cytoplasm; nucleus.